GUGAUGCUGAGAGCUGCCUGCUCAGACAACAGACACGCGAGGUCAGGAAGAAGCCGCUUAUAAAUUACUGCUUCCUUCGCGCCGCCGCCAGCGCCGAGCUUCGGGCCCUGGUUGCAGUCCGGCUCGCUUGCCGUCGCCGAGCCCUGAGGACUGCGAGCUCGGACACCCGGCCACACCGAGGAGCGCGGAGCGCGGACCCCGCGGGCCAGAGACCCAGCCGGCGGGCAGUCCCCGGCGAGUGGAAGGGAGUGCAGCGCCGCGGCCGCCCCAGGUCCGGAACAGCAGCCCUUUCUGAGGAGCCUCCAAACAAAGCGAGGAGGAGAUGGCCACCAAGGAGAAGCUGCAGUGUCUGAAAGACUUCCACAAGGACAUCCUGAAGCCGUCCCCCGGAAAGAGCCCGGGCACGCGGCCCGAGGACGAGGCUGAGGGGAAGCCCCCGCAGAGGGAGAAGUGGUCCAGCAAGAUCGACUUUGUGCUGUCCGUGGCUGGUGGCUUCGUUGGUUUGGGCAACGUCUGGCGUUUUCCGUACCUCUGCUACAAAAAUGGUGGAGGUGCAUUUCUCAUACCGUAUUUUAUUUUCCUGUUUGGGGGCGGCCUGCCUGUGUUUUUCCUGGAGGUAAUCAUAGGCCAGUACACCUCUGAAGGGGGCAUCACCUGCUGGGAAAAGAUCUGCCCCUUGUUCUCUGGCAUCGGCUACGCCUCCAUCGUGAUUGUGUCCCUCCUGAAUGUAUACUACAUCGUCAUCUUGGCCUGGGCCACAUACUACCUGUUCCAGUCCUUCCAGUCGGAGCUGCCCUGGGCGCACUGCAACCACACCUGGAACACGCCCUACUGCAUGGAGGACACGAUGCGCAAGAACAAGAGCCUGUGGAUCACUCUCAACACCAGCAACUUCACCUCCCCUGUCACCGAGUUCUGGGAGCGCAACGUGCUGAGCUUGUCUUCUGGAAUCAACAGCCCCGGCUCACUGAAGUGGGACCUUGCUCUCUGCCUUCUUUUCGUGUGGUUGGUCUGUUUCUUCUGCAUCUGGAAAGGCGUCAAGUCCACGGGGAAAGUUGUCUAUUUCACGGCCACUUUCCCGUUUGCUAUGCUGCUGGUGCUGCUGGUUCGUGGACUGACGCUGCCUGGGGCGGGCGCAGGCAUCAAGUUCUACCUGUACCCUGACAUCAGUCGCCUCAAGGACCCACAGGUGUGGAUUGAUGCCGGGACCCAGAUAUUCUUCUCCUAUGCCAUCUGCCUGGGAGCCAUGACCUCACUGGGGAGCUACAACAAGUACAAGUACAACUCGUACAGGGACUGUAUGCUGCUGGGAUGCCUGAACAGUGGUACCAGUUUUGUGUCUGGCUUCGCAAUUUUUUCCAUCCUGGGCUUCAUGGCACAAGAGCAAGGGGUGGACAUUGCUGAUGUGGCUGAGUCAGGUCCCGGCCUGGCCUUCAUUGCCUACCCGAAAGCUGUGACUAUGAUGCCGCUGCCCACUUUUUGGUCCAUUCUCUUUUUUAUUAUGCUUCUCUUGCUUGGACUGGAUAGCCAGUUUGUUGAAGUUGAAGGACAGAUCACAUCCUUGGUUGAUCUUUACCCAUCCUUCCUAAGGAAGGGUUUCCGUCGGGAAAUCUUCAUCGCCUUGAUAUGUAGCAUCAGCUACCUGCUGGGGCUGACCAUGGUGACGGAGGGUGGCAUGUAUGUGUUUCAACUCUUUGACUACUAUGCAGCUAGCGGUGUAUGCCUCUUGUGGGUUGCAUUCUUUGAAUGUUUUGUUGUUGCCUGGAUUUAUGGCAGUGAUAACUUGUAUGACGGCAUUGAGGACAUGAUCGGCUACCGGCCUGGGCCAUGGAUGAAGUACAGCUGGGCCGUGGUCACUCCAGUUCUCUGUGUUGGAUGUUUCAUUUUCUCUCUCGUCAAGUACAUACCCCUGACCUACAACAAAGUGUACGUGUACCCGACCUGGGCCAUCGGGCUGGGCUGGAGCCUGGCCCUGUCCUCCAUGGUGUGCGUCCCCUUGGUCAUGGUCAUCCGCCUCUGCCAGACGGAAGGGCCGUUCCUCGUGAGACUCAAGUACCUGCUGACCCCGAGGGAGGCCAACCGCUGGGCCGUGGAUCGAGACGGGGCCGCUCUCUACAGCUCCCACUCGACCAUGAACGGCACUCUCCUGAAACCCACCCACAUCAUCGUGGAGACCAUGAUGUGAGCUCUCUCGGGCCGACGGCUGCUUUCCUGCUGUUUACUAACAUUAGAUUCUCAUAGGACCAGGUUUACAGAGCUUUAUAUUUGCACUAGGAUUUUUUUUUUUAAUUGUCACAGAAAAUAUUACUGUGUGUGUGUGUGUGUGUGUGUGUGUGUGUGUGUGUGUGGUGUCGUGCGUAUGUGUAUUUUGUGUUGAUUUGGGGAUAUUUUGUACAAAAAGAAAACAACAAAAAAAAAACACACACACACAACCCAUGGGCAGAAGUCCGGGGCAAGGCAGAGCUUUCUUACUGAAUUAGAUGUAUUUUAUGGGAACUGGUAAAUUUUUCUUUGUAUUUUUUUUUUUUUUUACAUAUAAUUAUAUAUGUACACUUAGAGAUUGUCAUACACUUUUACCACUUGAAUUGAUCUUGCCAGCAAUAGAUCUCAUUUUCAAAAGCAA
Messenger RNA from Eptesicus fuscus (big brown bat), 2623 nucleotides. It is a transcript of the gene SLC6A6, whose product is annotated as solute carrier family 6 member 6. The record is from RefSeq and is a predicted model, not a curated record. Gene Ontology annotation, biological process: sodium ion transmembrane transport; taurine transmembrane transport; neurotransmitter transport. Bases 323 to 2185 code for a protein of 620 amino acids. Lineage: Eukaryota; Metazoa; Chordata; Mammalia; Chiroptera; Vespertilionidae. Gene Ontology annotation, molecular function: taurine:sodium symporter activity. The transcript is spliced from 15 exons. Gene Ontology annotation, cellular component: plasma membrane.